Moesziomyces antarcticus is the source of this 1344-nucleotide messenger RNA. RefSeq names its product CMGC/MAPK/ERK protein kinase. The record is from RefSeq and is a predicted model, not a curated record. Lineage: Eukaryota; Fungi; Basidiomycota; Ustilaginomycetes; Ustilaginales; Ustilaginaceae. Gene Ontology annotation, cellular component: nucleus; cytoplasm. Gene Ontology annotation, molecular function: ATP binding; MAP kinase activity. Gene Ontology annotation, biological process: protein phosphorylation; intracellular signal transduction. Bases 1 to 1344 code for a protein of 447 amino acids. The transcript has a single exon.
AUGUCGGGCUUCCAGUCGGCGCCGCAGCGCACUCCGUACAACGUGCUCAACCAGACCUUCCUCAUCGACAAUGCGUACGAGAUCACAAAGGACCUCGGCCAGGGCGCCUACGGCUGCGUAGCCGCCGCAACCCACAGGGGCACGGGCGAGAGCGUCGCCAUCAAAAAGAUCACCAACGUCUUCACCAAAAAGAUCCUCACCAAGCGCGCAUUACGCGAGAUCAAGCUCUUGCGGCACUUCCGCGGCCACAAGAACAUCACCUGCCUCUACGACAUGGACAUCAUCGACCCCGUCGGCUUCAACGAGGUCUACCUCUACGAAGAGCUCAUGGAGGCAGACCUCCACGCCAUCAUCCGCUCCGGCCAGCCCCUCUCCGACGCCCACUUUCAGUCGUUCAUCUACCAGACCCUCUGCGGCCUCAAAUACAUCCACUCGGCCAGCGUGCUGCAUCGCGACCUCAAACCGGGCAACCUGCUCGUCAAUGCCGACUGCGAGCUCAAGAUCUGCGACUUUGGCCUUGCGCGUGGAUUCGAGACCGACCCCGAGCUCGCCAAGCAGGCGGGCGCAGGUGGCUUCAUGACCGAGUACGUCGCCACGCGAUGGUACCGUGCACCCGAGAUCAUGCUCAGCUUCCAGAACUACACCACCGCCAUCGACAUCUGGUCCGUCGGCUGCAUCCUCGCCGAGCUCUUGGGGGGUCGACCCAUCUUCAAGGGUCGCGACUACGUCGACCAGCUCAACCAGAUCCUGCACUACCUCGGCACGCCGAGCGAAGAGACGCUGCGACGCGUGGGCUCGCCGCGCGCGCAGGACUACAUCCGCUCGCUGCCAUACCAGCCACGCAUCCCGUUCCAGCGCCUGUAUCCGCAGGCGAAUCCGCUCGCACUCGACCUGCUCGAGCGCAUGCUCGAGUUCGACCCCGCCAAGCGCAUCUCGUGCGAGGAGGCGUUGCAGCACCCGUACCUUGCCGUGUGGCACGAUCCUGCGGACGAACCCGUGUGCCCGCGCAAGUUCGACUUUGGCUUUGAGGCCGUCGACGAGGUGGAGGGCAUGAAGACGCUUAUUCUUGACGAGGUACGUAGCUUCCGCACCGAGGUGAGGCGGCAGGCGAGGAUGAUGCAGCAGCCCAAGCGACAGGAGUCGUUGCCCAUCCCCACACGCGAGGAUAUCCAGCGCAGCAGCCCCACCGACGCCGACAAUCCAGGUUACGCCCUGCUCGGCGCAAGCACAGGCAUCAUCCACGGCGCAUCCAACUCCGAACAUGCAAGUGGCAUGCUCGACAAUGCGUGCGUCAUGGAGGAUCCUGCCGAAAGCUUUGAGCGCGAACUCACACAGGCAAGAUAG